ACCCCCCAGCGCCACAAAGUGGCGAUUUCACGACGAGGGGCCGCGGCCCGGUGAGCGACAGAAACCCGUAAAAGGCGCUGCGCUUUGAACGGGGAUUUCGGCUUCGCCUCGCCAUGGCUCGGGACGUGAAAAGCAAAUUAUCCAAGAAUCUCCUCCGCAUGAAGUUCAUGCAAAGGGGCUUGGAUUCGGAAACCAAAAAGCAACUUGAGGAAGAGGAGAAGAAAAUAAUCAGCGAAGAACAUUGGUUUCUGGAUCGACCGGAAUUGAAAGAAAAAGAGAGCCUCGUCAUAGAGGAAAGAAGCUUCGCGAUGUGUGAAGAUCUUCUGUAUGGCAGAAUGUCCUUCAAAGGGUUCAAUCCUGAAGUUGAGAAGUUAAUGGUCCAGAUGAAUUCAAGGUACAAGACAGAAGACAUCGGGGAGGAAAAGAAUGUGAAGGAAACUGAUGUAUCGGAUGAGGAAAUGGCUAGAAGGUAUGAAACAUUAGUGGGAACCAUCGGGAAGAAAUUCCUGAAGAAAAGAGACCGCCAUGUUUUGCAAGAUCCUAUCGAGGCGGAAAGCAAUGAGAGGAGGCCCAUCAAAAUGAGAAAAGGAUUUUUAAAACCCCAGGAUUAAUGUCGGAUGUCGUGUGUGUUCCUGCAAGGAACAGAAAGUUAGAAUGCCAUUUAUUUUUGUAAAUUGCUGACUCUCCCAGACAGGACUGGUCCUUUUUUUCCUCUCCCGCCCUCCCCCCCCCCCAAUACUCAAAGGACGUUAUACAUCCUCUCUUCCCCAUGCACAAAUUUUUGAGGAGCACAAAAGCAGAUGUAAGCGGAUGUUGGUAAAUAGUAGGGAAAUCGUUCCUUUUUUUUAAGAAACAGAAUUCAAGGCUUGGUUUUUAUCUGCUUCGUCUUGAAAAACGCAUUCCUAAGGGGCAGGCGUUUUUAAUUUCUGAAGAUGUUCUCCAGGUGCCUUAACAUUAUUUUUGUUGAGGAAAACACGGAUUCCCAAAAGAAGAAGAGGGUUAAAGCAAGGGGUGGUGGGAAAUGCAUCUUUUUGCUGUAGCCUCUUUUUGGGGGACCGGGGGAGACCUUUCUUUAAUGUAUCAGCCAAAUGGGCCUAUUAUCACUUAGAAAUAAAUAAUAAUUAUGUUCCAUU
This is a messenger RNA of Ahaetulla prasina, 1133 nucleotides long. It is a transcript of the gene MPHOSPH6, whose product is annotated as M-phase phosphoprotein 6. Lineage: Eukaryota; Metazoa; Chordata; Lepidosauria; Squamata; Colubridae. The transcript has 5 exons. The coding region runs from base 114 to 611 and encodes 165 amino acids. Gene Ontology annotation, biological process: maturation of 5.8S rRNA. The record is from RefSeq and is a predicted model, not a curated record.